Molecule: messenger RNA, 6213 nt
Organism: Strigops habroptila (Kakapo)
Lineage: Eukaryota; Metazoa; Chordata; Aves; Psittaciformes; Psittacidae
Gene: QRICH2
Product: glutamine rich 2
Exons: 16
Coding region: 73-2916 (947 amino acids)
Source: RefSeq, a predicted model, not a curated record
AGGAAGGCUGCCGACUGCCCGCUGUCUCUCCUACCCCAGGUCAGGCUUGUCUUGUUGGCCAUAGGAGCAGCGAUGGCUCUACUCAGUUUGACCCAGCUGCUGGACGCCGCCAUCGGGACGCCCGAUGUCGCGGCCGUGAACUUCAGAGCGCUGCGCAACCUGCUGCAGGCCAUGCUGGGGCACCUGGGCCUGCAGGACCGCUCCGCCCGGGGCUUGGAGCAGCCUGCCAAGCGGGACAGGGCAAGGACCCCGGGCGCGGGGCAGCAGCCCCAGGAGCCGGGUGAGCAGCUGCCUGCAAAGGAGCCGCUGCAGGACACCACCAGCGGCUCCCAAGCUGAUGUGGCUGCCGACGAGAGGCAGCUGACAGAGAAGGUGGAAACCGAAGAGAGCAGCAGCUCCGAGGACACAUCUGUCUACCAGGAUCUCGUUGAGGAGAUUAGCCAGAUGAAGGAGGCACAGUCCCACAUGCAAGAGGAAAUCUGCAUGAUCCGGGAGGCACUUGGCUUGGGGAACCUCCAGGACGCUGCCAACCGCCUGCCAGGCAUCUGCGACCUAAGGACUCUGGCCAGUGAUGUGCAAAUGCUGAAGGAAAGGCUGGGCCUGUACCCGGCCCCCGAGGAGGUGAACAACAUGGUGCACUGGGAGGUGCUGGAGGAUUGCCUGGUGGGCAGCAAAGGAGAACAAGGAAGAGAUGGAGGAAGACCAAGAGGAGGACAAGAAGGAGGCCAGGCUGCCCCUACCAAGCCUCCCACUUCAGAUGUGGACACCGCACAUGGGGCAACCUCAGUCCUGGGGCUGAAGGAUUCAGGGACAGCUCUAACAGCCCCUAAGCAGCAGGCACGCGUUCCCUCAGAUCAGAGGAGGGAUGCUAGCACCACAGCGAAGAUGCAGGCAGUGUCUCAGGACACCCAGACCACCACCUUGGGGACACAGCCAACACAGCCAGAGUCCACGGGCACCCAGACCACCACCCUGGGGACACAGCCGGAGUCUACCAGCGCUGAGACCACCAUCUCAGGGGAGCAGCCCAGCACACAGCUUGCCCAGGCAGGCCCCCUGACAGCAGGGACUCUCUUGCCGACAGCCCAGGGAUUUGAGAUCCCACUCGGCACUGAUUGCAGGGCCAUGUCCCACUCGCAAGAGCUGGCCUUGCCCUCGGGCUCCAGCAGUGCCUACGACAACGCCUACAAGUGCUACAUGGAGACGGUGGAGGCUCUCCAGCAGAUCGGGCAACUCAGACACCUCUAUGCUGCCCUGAACGAGCAGGUGGCCCAGCUGGAAGCCACCAAAUCGGACCGGACCGAACUGGAGAAGCUGCGCCUGCUCCUCCAGGAGGGAGGCCAGGAGACCAUUGCCAACAUGCUGGGUGACCUCCAGGGCCAGGUGUCCUCCCUGCAGGGCUUGGCCAGGGACCUGCAGGGCUUGGCCAGGGACCUGCAGGGCCUGGCCAGGGACCUGCAGGGUGAGAAGGGAAAGAUCAGGAAGCUGGAGAAUGCCGUUGGCAAACUGGAGGCUGCUAGAGCCAGCUGGCAAAUGGAUCGCAGCAACCAGCUCGGCCUGCCAUUGGGGUCCACACCACAGGAGGUAAAGUGGGACUUGAAGGAUCUGGCAGAGCAGCAGCAAAUAAGCAAGGCUGCACUGGAUCAGUUGGUGACCGAGACGGCCGAGGAGGAGCAGGAGCAGCUGGAAAAGCUGAGGGUGAUGAAGAGCACGGGGCAGGAGGAGGCAGUAUGCCCCAUCUGCAGCAGUGACACCAGCACGCGUUUGGGGAAGCUCCUGCGGCGCUAUGAGAAGCUGCAGGAGGUGGUGGACUCCCUCAUGUCGAGCAGGAAGAUGGGCAACGUGGUGAGGCAGCUGCCAGGGAGGAGCCAGCAGGACCAGGAGGUGCUGAAGCGCAUCCAGGCUGCCAUCCUGCAGGUGCAAGGGGAGUAUGAAAAGCUCAGCUCUGUCACGGGGAACCUCCUGGAUGACAGUCGCCAGCAGCAGAAAGAUAUUGAGGGUCUGUUCCAGUCCAUGGAGAGGCUGGAGAAGGAGAAAGCAGACAAAGAGGACCUGGAGCUGGGAAUGGAUGAGAAAGCAGACAAAGGCGCCUUGGCCAGCAAAGUCAGUCGCGCCCAAUUUGAGGCGAGCCUGGAGCUGCUGAACGAGAGAAACCAGGAGGUGCUGAGCCGGGUGACGGGCCAGGAGCAGGGGCUGCACGAGAUCCAGCAGCAGCUGCGGGAGGAGAUGGCCUCCAAGCUGGACCGCCUGGAGCUGGGGCCGUUCCAGCAGCAGCUGGAUGAACAUUGGAAGAGCAGCCUCGAGCAGCUCAAGGAGACGACACCACCAGUGGAAGCUGAUGAUGCAGCUGGGAUUAGGAAGCAGCUGCUCGCUGAUUUCCAGUGCCUGUCUUGUGACAGGCAACUCAGCAUGCGGGUUCCUGGCUCGCCCAUACCACCCAUCCCGCCCCUGCCACCACUGGUCCCUCACAUCACUGGACAAUCCCACCCUGUCCUCAGGAUGGAGCAAACCCAAAGGGAGCGGAUGGCUGCAUGCAGGUACCCCACCGUGCCACGGCAGUGUGGGGGCCAGCAUACCGUCACGCACCCUCUGCAGCGCAGCUUGCGCCUCCAGCCUGUCCAGCCCAGCACCCCGCAGGCACUCCAGCCUUCCACCCUGCUCCCAAGCAAGCAUGACAACAAGUUAGAGCUGUUGGGCCAGGACAGCCGCUGGGCUGACCCCUGCCCCUCAGCCCCGGGCACCACUGCCCCACUGGAACACAGGUCAGCCUCAUCCCAUGGCCACCUUGUCCAAGUACAGCGGCCCCUCCCAUCCCUCCAGGCCCGCAGGAUGGAUGCAGCAACCCGGCAGCCAGGCAGGACUGGGGGUCACCGCCUGAAUCUCAGCGCCCCGGCGCCCCAGCAGGCGAAGAAGUAGCUCCCGGCAGCAGCAAUAAAGGGUGAUGCUCAGCAGAGCGCCUGUGUGGCUUGAGUGGGGGGACCCUGGCUUGGGAUCUGCCCUUGGCCUGUGGCCACAUGUCACUGGAGGAGCUGAAAACAGCCCUGGCCGCCCUCCCACUCCUCGUCCCCAGAGUCUGAGCCCUCUGAGCUGCUGCACUCACCUGGCACCUCCACGAGCCCUGUGUGGCCCUGAUGGCCCCUGCUGGGGGAGCCUGUGGCCCCAAGGUGGGGCUGAGGGAGCCAGGCAGUGCAGCAGCAGGAGGAGGAUGCUUGGUUGCUGUUGAAAGUGAUAGCAAAUUGGCACCUAGGUGGGAAGGGUGGCAACAGCAGCACACAGUGAGGGGCAGCUCUCAGUUCCCUGUACAUGGCUCUGCCCUCCUCCCUGCUAAAGGCACAGAACUUGCCCAUAUUGUCACCCUUGUUUUAUAAUUGUGAGUAUUGCAGUGGUAUUGGUAAAGAGCACAGGGUUGGAAGGGGCUUCUUUGGUAUUUAUGGCAAGGAAGGCAAUGUGUGGGGCUGUACGGCUUCUGGCAUCCAACUUAGAUCAUACCUAGCCCUUUAUUUUAAUGAGCCAUGACAUCAGUUAGCUGGGGCCAGCCAAGACUCUGGAGAUUUGGUGCCUCAAAGAGCCUAGGAGAGCUAACUCCCACCAGAAAGGGGGUGUGUGGACUUUGGAGGCUAGGGUUCAACUCCCAUGGCUACAGAAGUCUACAGAAUAAAAGUUUAACACAGUGUCCCAUUGUAGCCAAAGGACUAUAGUCAUCCAACCAUAUGUGGCUGUUAAAGAGACUGUGCUGUUGACUUCACUGUCUCUGUGGACCAUGCAACCUACAGUCUUGAAUCCAUGACUGUAGACCCUUGAGCUGUUCUGGAAGCCCAGAUACCAAGCUUAGAUGUAGAAACAUACACAGCAGUUACCCAUAGUUAGGUGAGAGGAAUGCCAGUACAGGUGUCUGUGAGACUGUAGAUGCCUGUGAUGAAGUGAGCUGCUGCAGGGGAUCAAGAGAUGAGACGGAAGUUUUUGUUAAAUGUACCAGGUCAUAUUAACCAAAUGCCACAGUGCUGGGCCAGUGCCUUUGUCAGGCACAGCCUUCGCUGCAGCAUGCAAGUGGCAGUGUAAGGUCACAACUGCUCUGCUUGUGUAAGUCCCUUAUACCCACUUGGACCUCAGCAGGGCUUGAAAAGAGAAUGUGCACCAUCUCAGCAUGGUCUGUUGAGGCACCGCUUGGGUAGGAGCAGUAGUGGCAGUUGACAAACAUUUUGUUACAUUAUUAUAUUCCUAAGCUUUAUUUCCUGCUACCUAGGUCUGAUGGCAUAAAUUCUUGAACAGCAACGCCCAUCCAAGGCCCCCAGCUUCUUGCUGCUCGAACAUGGAGAAGAUCAAUCAGAAUAUAGAGAGAUGACUCAGGGAUUCUCUGUGUGCAUAGGAUAUGUUUUUUCUCUAUUUGCAGAACCAGCUGAUCAGGAGAGCAGUGUGACUUCUGACAAAUGAAUUAUUCUUAGUGCAGCAGAGGAAUAAAAGCCCAUGUGUUUUUUCCAACUGUUGAGAGCCCUUUAAAAAUUAUGCUUUCAAACAUAGUGAAAUAUUUAAUGAAGAUGACAAGAGUUCAAGUAAAAAUGCAGAUGCAAGCACACACGCAGGAGAAUAGCACAGCCAGAAGAUUCCCCUUAUUUAUUCAUUUCUGCCAUCUGUUUGCAUCUACAAAGCUAAAAUAGUUCUUGUAACAGAUCUUUUUUUGGUUACCUCUGUUUUUGCUUCUGAUACCGGUAGUGAAUUCCUGUAGAACACAGAAAGUGUGCGGAAUAAGGAAUGCACCAAUAUGUCAUCAUCGGGCACAGGAAGCAGCAGGGCAGGACCUGAAAGAGAUCCAUAGUUGGGGACUAGAUUCAAAUGACAUUUCUGAGUUUGAAGCAUGAUGUGCAGAAAUUAGUCCAGCACUGUGCUGCCAAGCACCCCAGCUCUGUUUGAGCUGCUGUCUAAUGCUGAACACAAAUACUCUCUGGAGGUACUUCAUUUCUGUCUGCUUGGACUCUGGAGCCUGCUGAGCCUCUGGAUCUCCAGAGAUUUUUUGUUAUAUGUUGGAGCAUAUUUUAUCCACGCUUGCAUGUUCGGGUUUCUCCACCUGCAGUGGUUUAGGGUGAUACCCACUUUUAUCAUAAUACUCCAGCCCAUGGAGCACUCUCCUGCCAUACUGAUGGUCUGGGUUCACUUCUCAGUCUGUUUUACAAGGGUGAGGGUUUGGAUCCACAUCUUCCUUAUUUCAGAAGAACCAGAGACAUGAAUAAGGAGCAGCAUUGGGUCUGGAAAACAGUUUUUCUUGAGGCUAUUAUGAAGGCUCCGUGCCUCUUGCUUGCUGAAUACACUCCAUCAGACAGAGUCUUCCUGAAUGCAGAUAAAGGAAAAGUCACAGCCACUUCAUGAAGGAAAUGACAAGAAUUCAGCAGCUCCUUGCCUUUGGACCAGAUGUCACCACAGUGGCAGUUGCUCCUGAAACAUGGGGUAGUCUGUGGUGCUUGCUGUUGGAAGGGACCGGGACCUGGAAAUGGCAUAGCACACACAGAGCUGACAUUAGUGGACUCCAGUAUGCUUUGUUUGCACAUGUCAGCUGCGUGGAGCCAGGCUGGCUGCUUGUAGCUGCACAACCACAUAGAGACCUGCCAGCCAACCUCUGCGUGGCCAAAGCUCAGCCUGUCCUCCCCCACCUCUUCCCAGCCUUCCUGCUGCUCUCUGCAAGCAUUUUCAACCUGUGAAUAGAGCUGAUCCUACAGUUACCUGAGCAUGUCUGUUCUCUGUAAGAUUCAAAUGUCUCAUUCUCUGAAAACAACCUCUCCCCAAUUGCUCAUUAUCUUUAGCCAGGUGGAGAUGCCCUCUGGGCUGGCAGCUGGGUCUGACAGCCUCAGGACGAGCAUGUCAUGGAAACAUCGACAGAUGACAGAAGAACAGGGAAAAGCAGUUGCAAUGUGCUACCGCUCCCUUGGGGGCUGCAAACAAGAGUAAGAUAAAACGGACAAUACCAGACCUUUCUCAUGGCAUUUCAUACCCCAGAAGCGUUGUGGUGGGGGAAGAGCAGUCCCUGGUGCAAGUGCCCCAGUGAGCUGUGGUUUGGGAAGGAUGCCUGUCCGGGGGCUUUUCUCCAUCUGCUCUGCAGCCCUUCACUGCUUGUCGUGAUUUUAGUCCCCUAACCACGCUGAGUUGGCCAUGGGAUGUCCGAUCUUCAAGGCUGGACCAUGCCACCAACUGAGCAAUGUCUCAGAGCCCAAAGUUAUUACCUAU